AUGACAGAUAAUAAUGGUAACCAAAGCAAUAAUAUUAGCAAUGACAAAUAUAAUUAUCCUAUUACAUUUACACCGAUAAAUAAAAUAUCAAGUGAUAGUGUUCCAUUAGAGGCAUCACCACAACCAACUCUCCAAAAUCCACCGCAACCAAAUUUAGCCUCACCAAUGAAGCAACUUCCGCAACCUCAGUCUAGUUCAUCUUCAUUAUUAUCGCACUCUUCUGGCCAAUUACCAAAACCGCAACUAAAGCAAUUACAUCAGCCACCUCAACCUUCAUAUCAUCAAAAUCAACUAUCCCAAAAACCUUCAUAUCAUCAGCCACCUCAGCCUUCAUAUUAUCAACCACACCAUAUAUCACAGCUUCAACAAAUAUCGCCACAAGCUCCAAAUAAAAGUCCAUCGCUUCCAAUAGAAACACCAAGUGGUUUUUUAGCAAAAUCAAAUGGCGGGGUUCAAUCUGGACAAAAUCAACAUUCGACAGAAACUAUUUCAGAUUCAAAGAAAGAGAUUAUAGAGAUUGAUGAUAGCCCACCAGCCACUCCACAACUAAAUCAAUUAAAACAACCACCACAACCACCAAAUACUUUAAAAAAACCACCACAACCAAAUUUACCACCAACAAUUGUUUUAAAGAAGCCUCCACAACCAAAAGAUCAAUUACCUAGUCAAGAUCAUGUGCAACAAAAUUUUAAUCAAAACCAGAUACAACCAAACACCAAUAACCAAACACAGGCUAUAGAGACACCACAAGGCCAACUUUCCCAAACUUUUCAGCCAGCGAAAAUAUCAAAACCCAAUGAUCCCAGUUUUCAUCAAUCCCAAGAGUUUUUAAAAAUACAGCAAUACAAUUUAAAUAGUAAAAGAUUGGAACCAAACGAACUUCAAAAAUUAAGUUCAUUAGAACAGACUUUGAGUAGCACUCAUACAUCAUUUAAUCAAGAAUUCCAAAAUAUUUUAAUUUCAACCUGUUUUGACUAUAUCUACAAUUUCGAUAAAUCGGGCGAGGAAAUUGCUAUUGCCGUCGAAAAUGCUAAAAGAGACCCUUUUCUUUUUUAUGCCAUUGGUUGCCAACCAUUUGCAACCCAAGAAACCCUACAUGAAGCUACUUUAAAAUAUAGAGCUGAAUUAGAAAAAGUUAAAAGGACCGAUUUAAUGCUAGUUGUAGAUAAAGCAUAUAACCAAGUUAAUUCAGAGGAAAAAAGAAGACAAGUAAAUGAAAAGAUUAAUAAUAGAGUUAUUUGCCCAACGUGUAAAUCUGAAUGUUUUAUAGCUCAGGCAGUUGAUAGGUUUUUACAACAUAACUAUGCUGCAUGUUAUCAGUGUAGAGAAACAUGUUUUUAUUGCACAGCUGGGUAUACAUUGCCAGGUAUCGAAUUUGCUAAAGAUAGAUUUAUUCAAGGAGCUUGUGUUUGUGUGCUAUGCAAAGAAACCAUUUAUUUGGAAUCUAUAUAUCCAAAUCCAAUUGAUUUUCCAAUAAAUCUCCGUGAGUAUUAUAAACUCAAGAGAGCCAGAGAUGAAGAACUAUAUAGGAGCGUAUUAUAUCUUGGUUACUAUUCAUCCAAUUUUAUAUUUGAUUAUAACCGUGCAUUAGAGAUGUUCAGUAAAGAUUCAUUCGAGUAUAGGCAUUUUGUUUGUGGUCCAAAUGAACCUGCUCCAGAAAAUUAUAAGUACAAUUUAAAAAAUGUGAAGGAUAUCGAAAAGAUUAUGAGCGAUAUUUUAAGAUUGGGCACUUCAAAUGUAAAUAAGUUCCAAAAGAGACCAUAUGACCACGUUCAACGACCACUUCCAGGAAAUCGCCCAUUAAUAACUGCAGCUAUAGCACUGCUUUUCAAAGAACUAUCUCACAUUGACGAUGCAUUACCAGCCCUCUUCUCUCAAAUAUCUAUAUUGGUUGAACUCUAUUACAAGAUUAAAAGAGACAUUGAAAACAACGAAGUUUCAGUCGAUUAUGCAGUUAGAAGACAAAGGGACCUGCUAGUUUAUUUAAAAAAUUUCAAAAUUUUUAUAGAUGGUUAUCAUCGUAGUUUCAAUGAAAAAAAGUUUAUUCCAAAUUCACAUUAUGUUCCAUCUACAUAUGGUCCAAAUUUUGUCAGUCAAGAAAUCAGUUGUUAUAUCUUAAAGUUGAAAAAUGAACACAUUUAUCUCUCUAAUAGAUUUAAAUACGUCAUGGAUAAAUUAAAAGAAUUUCUAAACUAUCUCAAUCAAAAACCAUUUGGAGAUUUAACCCAAAAAGAAGAAGCGAUGAAUGAUAAAAUUAAAAAUAAUGCUUUAAAGUUAGAAUUAUUCCAAGAAAACUUUGUGCCUUUUUCAUUAAAAACCUCUAAUUCAAAUUUAAUUCCCAUUUCUUCUUCGCAAACAAUAUCAUUUUCAAAUCAAAAUAAACCUUCAGCAUCUCAAAAUAGAAACCAAGUUAGUGUAUCGCAUACUCAGCAACACAUACAAAAACCUCAACAUCCACAUCAACACCCACAUCAUCAUCAGCAUCAACAUAACCAACAACAUCAGCAAAGAGUAAUAGUCAUGGACACAAAAGAAGAGAUUGAAAGAAGAGUAAGGUUAAAGGUCCAUGAGGCAUGGAACGAGUUUAAUGAAAUUGCAAAAAGAAGAAAUAAAACAAAUUAUAAUGGUCCCAUUCUUUUAUUGACAAAUUAUAGUGAAAGUGAAAAACAAAAGAAAAAACUUAAAAAAGAAAAAGAAGAAAAGAGACGAAAAGAAAAGGAAAGGAGAAGACAAAAGGAAAUAGAAAAAGAAAAAAGAAAAAAAAGAAAAGAAAGGGAUAGAAGAGAUAAAAAAGAUAAACACAAAAAAAAGAAACUUAAAUUAUCACAAAAUGAAGAUGUGAUGGAUGAAGAGCCUAAAGACAAAGAUAGAGUUGAAGAAACACAAAAUAUUAGUAAAGAAGAAAGGGUAAAAGAAAAAGAAAAAGAAAAUGAAAGAGAUAAAAACAAAAGAAAUGAUAAUCACGAUUUUGACCUUUCAAGCACACCCCCUCCAAUAGAUAAAGACCUUGAACCAAUUAAUAUAACAAAAUCAUCAAAUAAAAAACAAACACCAAAUAAAACCCCAGCACCCGCUCCUUCGAGAAACAAAUCAAGUGGAGUGUCAAUUGAUAAAUCACCAACUGUCUCAGCCAAAGUGGUUGAUAAGAAAUCUAAGGAAAUUGAAGAGAAUUUUAAUAUGAAUCUCUUUACAUUUAACGAAAAAAACGAAUCCAUGGACGAUAACAAAGAUAUAUACACCGUAGAAAAAAUUCUCUCAAUGCGUAUACGUGGGGGAAUAAAAGAAUAUUUAAUUAAAUGGGAGGGUUAUGAUGUUGAUGAGGCAACAUGGGAAGCCAAAAGUGAUUGUUAUUGUACAGAAAUGAUUAACGAAUAUGAAAAAAGGCAAGGAUCAAAAAAUAAAAAGAAAUAG
Molecule: messenger RNA, 3411 nt
Organism: Dictyostelium purpureum
Lineage: Eukaryota; Evosea; Eumycetozoa; Dictyosteliales; Dictyosteliaceae
Exons: 3
Coding region: 1-3411 (1136 amino acids)
Source: RefSeq, a predicted model, not a curated record